Molecule: messenger RNA, 998 nt
Organism: Effrenium voratum
Lineage: Eukaryota; Dinophyceae; Suessiales; Symbiodiniaceae
Source: the annotation of a GenBank genome assembly
AGCUCAAAGACCCACGUGGCGCCUCGGCGAGGUCGGGGCCAUGGAGUAUGUGGCGGAAUGCGCCGCGCUGGACUCCUCGCUGAUCACAUGGGUCACCGCCAUUGCCGUUGCGGUUGUUAGCGUGCUCUUGGUUCUCCUGACCACCGGUACGGAGUCGACGAGUCGGCAGAUGUUCAUGAUCUUUGCCUGCUCCACCUGCCUCACCUUCGGCUGCAGCGGCACCUCGGGGCUGAUGCUGUACCGCCUUCAGCAGAACCCUUCGGCAGCUUGUGGAUCUGCCUGGGAUGAGGAACAUCAUCAUUGGAUGUAUGCCUGGCUGUUUGCCACUGCAUUCUCCCCUUUCCCUCCGGCUGCGUUGGCCGCUCUGUCGCUGAGCACCGCCUCAUUUAGUGGUCGCACCAUUGGAAUUCUCAUUGUCUUUGCGCUGGCGCUAGGCGUGAGUGCUUUCGAGAUCUUCCAGUUUGUGACGCUGAACACCGUCACAGCAGUGUACCCGUUGUCCUUCAUGGGGGUGGCGCUGCUGGUCGCCUUGGUGGUGCCCUUGACGCAGGAUUUGCAGCAAGUGACGCUGGCGGCGAUGCUGAGCGCGGGCUUGUACCUAGCUGGAGGCCUGGCGUCCUUUGCUAGUCUCCCGGGGGUGAUGACGGAGCACGCGGUGUGCAACGUCUUGGUGGCGCUGUCCGUGGUCUUUGCCUGGUUUACCACUCAGGGGAAGCCGCCGGAGCUCAAAGACGACCGAAAGCUGACCCAGCCAUACAGCGACCCGGAGCGAGAACGCAUGCUGCAGGGACAGACAGAUACGGAGGUGGAGCAGCCUUGCUGCUUCUGCUUCAAAAAGCGGGCGCCGCAGGAGACGGACUGGACCUACGCGAGAAAUUCAUAAUUCCGCUACUACUCUAUCAAUUCCCAAGGCCUCGCGAGAGGCCGGUGACAAGCCAGCCGUGACUGUAGGCCAUCGAAGCAGCGCUCCAAACCCCAGGGAAGGACUCUCCGGUCGA